AUGAUCAUCGUCUUCAUGCUACAACAGGAGUCUAAUUAUUCAGGUGAGACUAUUGAAAACGUGUUCGAUGAUUCCUUCUUCGGUUCGGAUAUUUGGGAGCUAUUUUCCUCGAAUCCAGACACGGAGCCACGCACCGUCUGUGGAAUCGAAGCCUCAGAGAAUGGCAAACCUGUCUUGCUGCCAGUUGCAAAAUAUGACAUCGUUUUCGUCAAGCUUGGUUCGCCGAUCUCCGGUUCAAUAUGCGGAAGCAGUGGACUUCCGCCGUCAAGAAUUCCGGCAGACGCAGAAACCCUACUCAACUGCGACUGGUCUCUUUGGUUCCGAUUAGCAAAGGCAUCUUCUAAAUUCGGCAACCCAUCCGCUUUUUGCACGCAUAUUUCCGAAUCGCUACUCGAAACAUUCACGGUCCUGAUCCCACCGCUAGAAUAUAAGCUGAUCUGUGAGCAAGUGAAUCACAGUCAGGGCCAUGAUGGGCAUUUGAUAUCGGUCGCUUGCAGUAACUGGUCAAUAAAACUCGUUUUCCCGCAAUCGCAAUCACAACCUGACACAUCUCAAGAAGAAGAUACAUGUGCUCUGAUCGGAUAUGCCCUUACGCCAAAAGAGAAUGGGAAUCUGGUCAAAAAGCCUAUGUGUGCUUGCAGUGGUGAUGAAAUUCUUGCGGAGCUGCUCUGGCAACUUAAUAUACCAUUUGAUGACAUCGUCGAAAAAGUUACUGUGAAUUCUCGUCUGCUGCCUUUAGGCUUGUCGCCCCUGCUGACACGCAGCGAUGAAGACCGGCCAAGCUUCAUUCCGGCUAACACGACAAACAUCGCUCUGAUCGGUCAGUAUGUUGAGAUUGAUGGAGAGUCAACACUUAGUUUGGAGUACGGCGUACGCAGUGCUGAGCUAGCAGUACAACGCCUGCUGAACCUGGACAUCAGUCUUCCUAAAGUAAAGAGAUCGACCGUGGUGGCGAGAUAUGGUAAUUGCCCCAGGAAAGAUUACAUUCAAUGA
Messenger RNA from Penicillium cataractarum, 993 nucleotides. RefSeq lists its product as uncharacterized. Lineage: Eukaryota; Fungi; Ascomycota; Eurotiomycetes; Eurotiales; Aspergillaceae. The record is from RefSeq and is a predicted model, not a curated record. The transcript is spliced from 2 exons. Gene Ontology annotation, molecular function: oleate hydratase activity; FAD binding. Bases 1 to 993 code for a protein of 330 amino acids. Gene Ontology annotation, biological process: fatty acid metabolic process.